Molecule: messenger RNA, 2546 nt
Organism: Neocloeon triangulifer
Lineage: Eukaryota; Metazoa; Arthropoda; Insecta; Ephemeroptera; Baetidae
Gene: DppIII
Product: dipeptidyl peptidase 3
Exons: 14
Coding region: 121-2481 (786 amino acids)
Biological process (GO): proteolysis
Cellular component (GO): cytoplasm
Molecular function (GO): dipeptidyl-peptidase activity; metalloexopeptidase activity
Source: RefSeq, a predicted model, not a curated record
UUAACUUCAUUAUUUUUAUACUUCCAUUCGCCAAAAUCAUAACUUCACAAAGUCUAGGCAUCGAUACAUGUUUCAAUCGAACCAUUAAGCUAUUUAGAAAAGGCUAAAUCAACCAAAAUAAUGCAAUUAAUGCAAAGUCAUGUCUUGCGCAAGAUUAAUUCUUGUCCCAACUUAAUGAAACAAUUUACAAGGUGCUUCAAUUUACUUCCCCAGAGCAGAAAUCUUUCUUAUCAACCUGUGAUAAAAUUUAAGUCACAUACAUAUACAAGCGUCUCUAGGCGCCUAUUAUUGCCUUACCAAGACAUUACCGCUCAAAGAAGAAAAGGCACUAUGGCUGACCUGUCGCAAUUUAUUCUGCCAAACGACCAGCCUGUUGUUUCUCUUGAUUGCGAAGAGGCUUUCAACGCCCUGACAGCCAAGGAGAAGAAGUAUGCCCACUACCUGAGCCAGGCAGCCUGGACAGGAGGACUUGUUGUCUUUGUCCAGACCUCUCCUGAGUCGCCUUUGAUUUUUUCCCUGCUGCACAAAUUGUUCCUCUCGCAGCCCAUCAAAGAGUUGCAGAAAGUAGCCACAGAAGAGUGCAAGCUGACGGAAGAUGAAUUCAAGGCUGUUCUUGUGUACACUUGUGGUGUCUUGACCAAUGCUGGGAACUACAAGGGCUUCGGAGACAGCAAAUUAGUGCCUAAUUUGAGUGCUGACAAAUUUGAGAGCUUGAUCCUGGCCAGUGCUGCCUUCAAAAAGGAGCCUGAAAAAAUCAAGUUCUUGUGGGAAAAAAUCAAGAAAAACAUGUACUCCUUAGACACCAAGCAGAGAAGUCUCGGUCUUGGAGAAAAGGGUGUCACCACAUACUUUUCCAGCAACUGCACUAUGGCAGAUGCUGAUCUGAUUGGUGAGUUUAUGAAGAAGAAAAACAUCGAAGCCUACAAUAACCGACUCUUCAAGACUGUUGAAAAUGGUGUCACUACCUACGAGAUCAGGAUGGCGUCCAGCCUUGGGGGUGAGGAGCCAGGAAUCACACAUGCUGAGGAGGAGUUCCAGGGGUGCAAAAUUAAAAUAACCCGAGGUGAUUACGGUGCUUUGAUUGGAAAGGUUGCUGAACACCUGAAACUGGCCAAGAGUGUUGCUGCCAAUGAUAAUGAAAUCCAAAUGCUGGAAAAUUACAUCAAGAGCUUCACCACUGGUUCGUUGGAUGCCCACAAAGAUGGUUCGAGGUUUUGGAUCAAGGACAAGGGGCCAGUUAUUGAGACUUACAUUGGUUUCAUCGAGACGUACCGUGAUCCAGCUGGAAUGAGAGGAGAAUUUGAGGGUUUUGUGGCCAUGGUGAACAAAGAAAUGUCAGCCAAGUUUGCGGAGCUUGUCGAUAAAGCCGAAAAGUUCCUUCACCUUCUGCCAUGGCCAAAGGACUACGAGAAGGACAUCUUCUUGCGUCCAGACUUCACUUCCCUUGACGUUCUCACCUUUUCGGGAAGUGGCAUUCCAGCUGGAAUUAACAUCCCGAACUACGAUGAAAUCCGCCAAAGUGAAGGUUUCAAAAAUGUUUCCCUUGGAAAUGUGAUUCCUGCAAGCUAUCAGGCAACUAUCACUCCCUUCCUGUCUGAGAAGGAUCAGGAGCUGCUUGCAAAAUAUCGUGUACCUGCAUUUGAGGUCCAAGUUGGCCUACACGAGCUUUUGGGCCACGGUAGUGGCAAAUUGCUUCGCAGGGAGGAGAAUGGCAAAUUCAACUUCCCUGCUGAUUCUCUCAUUGAUCCAGUUACAGGCAGCAAGGUCAGCAGCUGGUUUGAAGUGGGUGAGACUUACGACUCGAAGUUCACUACCAUGGGAUCGACCUAUGAGGAAUGCCGAGCUGAGUGUGUUGGCUUGUACCUGAGUCUCAACAAAGACGUUCUCGAGAUUUUUGGUCACAAAGGAGAAGUCGCUAAUGAAGUCAUGUAUGUGAAUUGGAUGAGCUUGAUCUGGAACGGAGUGGGAAAAGCCCUGGAAAUGUACCAACCAGAAACUAAGUCUUGGCUGCAGGCUCACUCUCAAGCCAGGUAUGUGAUCAUGCGGGUUCUGGUCGAAGCUGGCGAAGGUCUGGUGACCAUCAAGGAAACUGAUAAUGGGACCAAUCUGCUGCUCACUGUUGACAAAGAUAAAAUUGAAACUGUAGGCAGAAAAGCCAUUGGCGACUUCCUCCAAAAACUUCAGAUUUACAAGGCUACUUGCAAUGUGAAGGCAGCCAAGGAAAUGUAUGACAAGUAUUCAGAGGUCAGCGAGAAAGGACCUUACCCUUGGGCUAAGUGGAGGCCCAUUGUUCUGGCACACAAACAACCACGCAAAAUGUUUGUCCAGGCAAACACGGUGCUCAAUGGUGAAGAUGUGCUCUUGAAAAAGUAUGAUCCUUCACCUGAGGGUUUGAUCACUUCAUGGGUGGAAAGAUUCCCUACUACUGAAGUUGACUGUCUGUUGGAGGAAUUGUGGAAAAAGGAUGCUGCUCAUUUUUAGGGCAUGAGCAUUUUUAUGUAUUGCUGCAUUUUUUUAAUAAAUAAAUUGCAAUUAUGAAAAAUAAA